AUGUCUUCUACACAGAUUCCCGCUGAGAUCGAACCUCACAAGGUUUACGAUACGAUCCUUACUUUGGAUUUUGGUUCCCAAUACACUCAUCUUAUCACUAGACGUUUGCGCGAACUCAAUGUCUACUCAGAAAUGCUUCCAUGUACCCAAAAGCUUGCAGAUCUCGACUGGAAGCCAAAAGGUAUCAUUCUGUCCGGAGGACCAUACUCAGUAUAUGAAGAUGGUGCACCACACGUCGACCCCGCAUACUUCGAGCUUGGAGUUCCAAUUCUCGGUAUCUGCUACGGCAUGCAAGAGAUUGCCUAUAGAAUUAGCAAAGACAACGUUAUCGCUGGCACAGCUCGUGAAUACGGACAUGCUGACUUGAAGGCAAAGAAAAUUGAUAAUGGACAUGUUGAUCGUUUAUUCGCAGGAUUGGAGGGUGAUGUUAAAGUAUGGAUGAGUCAUGGUGAUAAAUUGGGCGCAUUGCCAGACGGAUUUCACACUAUUGCUACAACCCAGAACUCGGAGUAUGCAGCAAUUGCACACGAGAGCCAACACAUCUAUGCUCUUCAAUUCCACCCCGAGGUCACUCAUACAGAAAAUGGAAUUCAACUUCUCAAGAACUUUGCCGUCGGUAUCUGCGGAGCUCAAACGAACUGGACUAUGGCCAAAUUCGUGGAUCAAGAGAUCGCUAGAAUCCGCACAUUGGUUGGAGAGAAAGGUCAAGUCUUGGGUGCUGUCAGUGGAGGUGUCGAUUCAACUGUUGCUGCUAAAUUAAUGCAUGAGGCAAUUGGAGACCGUUUCCAUGCCGUUCUCGUCAACAAUGGUGUCAUGAGAUUGAACGAGUGCGAACAAGUACGAAAGACAUUAACAGAAAAUCUCGGUAUCAACCUGAUUGUGGCAGAUGCAUCUGAACAAUUUCUGGACGGUUUAGCGGGUCUUGAUGAACCAGAAGCAAAGAGAAAAUUCAUCGGAGGAAAGUUCAUCGAUGUUUUCGAAGCCGAGGCCAAAAAGAUUGAAGACGCAGCUGCCAACUCAGACAAGGCAGGCAAGAUCGAAUUCUUCUUGCAGGGAACAUUAUAUCCUGAUGUCAUUGAAAGUAUAUCUUUCAAGGGCCCUUCGGCAACUAUUAAAACCCAUCACAAUGUCGGUGGUCUUCCUAAGCGUAUGACAGAAGGUCAAGGGCUCAAACUUAUUGAGCCCUUGAGAGAAUUAUUCAAGGAUGAAGUUAGACAAUUGGGACGAGAGUUGGGCAUUGCUCAUGAGCUCGUUAUGCGUCAUCCUUUCCCAGGUCCAGGUAUUGCCAUUCGUGUCUUGGGAGAAGUUACCCGGGAACGUGUCGAGAUGGCUAGACAAGCCGACCAUAUCUUUAUUUCCAUGAUCAGAGAGGCUGGCCUCUAUGACAACAUUGGGCAAGCAUUCGCGGCUGUUGAUCCAAGCAGGGCUGUAGGUGUUAUGGGUGACAAGAGAAUGUAUGGAAACAUUAUUAUUUUGAGAGCAGUUCAGACAACUGAUUUCAUGACCGCUAUCGCAUAUCCUUUUGAGAAUGCUUUCUUGUCUAAGGUUUCUACAAGAAUCAUCAACGAAGUUCAUGGCGUUUGCAGAGUGGUAUACGACUACACAAGCAAGCCUCCUGGAACCAACUGCACACAUACGUUGGAGUAA
Molecule: messenger RNA, 1647 nt
Organism: Sclerotinia sclerotiorum 1980 UF-70
Lineage: Eukaryota; Fungi; Ascomycota; Leotiomycetes; Helotiales; Sclerotiniaceae
Exons: 2
Coding region: 1-1647 (548 amino acids)
Biological process (GO): GMP biosynthetic process
Cellular component (GO): cytosol
Molecular function (GO): ATP binding; GMP synthase (glutamine-hydrolyzing) activity; GMP synthase activity
Source: RefSeq, a predicted model, not a curated record